Molecule: messenger RNA, 1998 nt
Organism: Colletotrichum orchidophilum
Lineage: Eukaryota; Fungi; Ascomycota; Sordariomycetes; Glomerellales; Glomerellaceae
Product: glycosyl hydrolase family 31
Exons: 1
Coding region: 1-1998 (665 amino acids)
Biological process (GO): carbohydrate metabolic process
Molecular function (GO): hydrolase activity, hydrolyzing O-glycosyl compounds; carbohydrate binding
Source: RefSeq, a predicted model, not a curated record
AUGGGCCUUCAAGAGCAGGACGGGAAGCUAGUCUUCACCUACGACGCAGAGAAAGUCUGGGUAGAACCAUGGGGGCCAGAUUCUUUUCGAGUCCGGGCAACGAAAGCUCGAAAUAUGCCCUCUGAAGACUGGGCUUUGCUCCGGCCCAAGAAAGUCGACGUCAAGAUCACCAUCGACGACAAGACGGGCACAAUCUCGAACGGCAAGAUCAAGGCAUCUAUAACAAGCGGCGGUAAGCUCAUGAUGUGGAAUUCCAAGGGCGUGCUGCUGCUCGAGGAAUACUCCCGCCACCGACGGGAUGUCUUGGAUCCCAAAUGCAGCGCCCUCGAGGUCGAGGCCCGCGAGUUCUUGCCCAUUGUCAACAGCAACGACUACCACCUCACCGCCAGAUUCGAAAGUGUGGAUGCAGAGGAAAGUAUAUUUGGGAUGGGACAGUAUCAACAGCCAUUCCUCGAUCUCAAGGGUCACGACCUCGAGCUUGCGCACAGGAAUUCCCAGGCCAGCGUCCCGUUCGCCGUGUCCUCGCUAGGGUACGGACUCUUGUGGAACAAUCCGUCAGUCGGCAGGGCGAUCCUGGGCCGCAACAUUAUGAGUUUCGAGGCGAAGUCGACUCGGGCCCUCGACUACUGGAUUGUCGCCGGCGACUCCCCGGCUGAAAUCGUCGAGGCCUACGCCGACGCCACGGGCAAGGUCCCCAUGAUGCCGGAAUACGGACUCGGGUUUUGGCAAUGCAAGCUGCGAUACCAGACGCAGGACGAACUCUUGGAAGUCGCGCGCGAGUACAGAAAGCGGGAGCUGCCCAUCGAUCUCAUUGUUAUUGACUAUUUCCACUGGCCGCUCCAAGGGGAGUGGAAAUUCGAUCCGACAUACUGGCCCGACCCAGAUGCCAUGAUCAAGGAGCUGCAAGAGCUCAAGAUUGAACUGAUGGUCUCGAUCUGGCCUACUGUUGACCACAAGUCUGAGAACUGGGAUGAAAUGGUGGAGAAAGGGUACCUUAUUCAAUCUGACAGAGGCAUCCGGAUCGCCAUGAACUUCCAGGGUGAUACGACGCAUUUUGACGCCACACAUCCCGGAGCGAGAGACUACGUAUGGAAGAAGGCCAAGAAGAACUACUACGACAAGGGCAUCCGUGUCUUUUGGUUGGAUGAGGCAGAGCCCGAAUACACGGUCUACGAUUUCGACACGUACCGCUACCACCUGGGAUCCAACGUCUCCAUCGGCAAUAUCUACCCCGUCGAGUACGCAAAAGCCUUUUAUGAGGGCAUGGAGGCCGAAGGACAAAAGAACAUUGUCAACCUCAUCCGGUGCGCAUGGGCCGGGAGCCAAAAGUACGGUGCCCUGGUCUGGAGCGGCGACAUCGCCUCGUCUUGGGGCAGUCUGCGCAACCAGGUGGCAGCUGGCUUGCACAUGGGCCUCUGCGGCCUCCCCUGGUGGACCACGGACAUCGGGGGCUUCCACGGCGGAGACCCGAGGGACGACAAGUUCCGCGAGCUCUUUGUCCGAUGGUUCCAGUGGGGUGCUUUCUGUCCCGUCUUCCGGCUCCACGGCUGUCGGGAGCCAGAGCAGCCGCAGCAUGGUACGACGGGAGGCGCUACUUGCCGCAGCGGCGCGCCGAAUGAGGUUUGGUCGUAUGGGCCUGAGGUCUAUGAGAUUUGUAAGAAGUACAUGUUUCUCCGUGAGGAGUUGCGUGAUUACACACGCUCGCUCAUGAAGGAGGCGCACGAGAAGGGUACGCCUGUGAUGCGGACGUUGUUUUACGAGUUCCCGAAAGAUGAGGAGACUUGGAAGAUUGGCCAGCAGUACAUGUUUGGCAGUAAAUACCUGGUAUGCCCGGUGCUGGAGCCAGAGAAGAGGAUCAUCAAGGUUUACUUGCCCCAUCUAGAAUCAGGAGGCAAGUGGACGGCACUGCUUGAGGGCAAGUCAGACGCAUAUGAGGGUGGGAAGUGGAUCGAGAUUGAUGCUCCUUUAGAUUGGAUGCCAGUUUUCAAGAGGGAGUGA